ACACACACACACACACACACACAACCACCGUCCGUGUAAUCGAGCGUCGAGCUGCGCGAUCUGCACCUCUGCAAUCAUGCACGUUUCGCGUCGGGUGAGUUUCUCGGUAAACACCGCGAAGCCGCCGCGGACACGGAGCCGCGCGUCACGGCGCACGACUUGUUAGCGCGCGAGCGCUGCUGCUGCUGUUGUUUCUAUAUAGAAAAGAACAGAAAAGAGAGAAGAAAAAAUGUCUCGCUGCGGCUUCGACUCAACGUGCAGCGCUUCGCAGACGAGCCUGGACCCCUGAGAGAGAGAGAGAGAGAGAGAGAGAGAGGGGCUGCAGAUCAUCUUAAUGCACGUCACAAGUCGGGUUGGAUGGCCAUGGACCCAUUCAACCAGCUCAUCGUCGCCAUCUCGGUGACCAGUUUCUUCACCUUCCAGUGGCUCUUCCACAAGGUCAGCCCCUGGAUGUCCACACGCAUCAGCCGCCCCGGCUUCCUCGGCCUCAGUGACAAGCAGAAGAUUGAGUGGAACUCCAGGACGGUGUCGACGUUUCACGCACUGUUGGUGGGAAUCUUCUGCCUCUACAUCUUGUUCUUCGAUGAUCCCGUCAACGAAGACCCAGUCUGGGGCGACCCUACAUGGGUGAAGACUAACGUUGCCAUCACAACAGGCUACCUCAUAUCUGAUCUGCUGCUGAUAUUUUACUAUUGGAAGGCGAUAGGCGACAAAUUUUUUGUAGUUCACCAUCUGGCAGCAUUGUAUGCUUACUACUAUGUACUGGGCGAAGGAAUGUUGCCUUAUUUUGCUAACUUCCGUCUGCUUGCUGAGUUUUCUACGCCGUGUGUGAACCAGCGCUGGUUCUUUGAGGUACUAGGUUAUCCCAAGUCCUCCCGGCCCAACAUGGCGAACGGCGUCGCCAUGGCGGUGGUCUUUUUCGUGGUCCGCAUCGCCGUCAUGCCCGUCUACUACGUCCGCAUGUACGCCGUCUACGGCACCGCCGCCUUCUACCUGGUGCCCUGGGGGGGCCGCGUGGCUUGGAUCUGCUCCAGCAUCUGCCUGGACAUCAUGAACGUCAUGUGGAUGCACAAGAUCGCCCGCGGCUGCUACAAGGUGCUGCGCUCGGCGCGCCGGAGCAAAGCCCGAGGCCCUCACGAGAACGGGAAGACGGAUUAGAGGAGACGGCGGGGAGAAAGACCACGACGGAGACGCGAAGACGUUCCGUCCCCCCCCUCGGGGGGGAGCGUUGGAGGGGAGGGCGGCGGAGAGCAGCUGGCCGACGGUGACGUCAAAGGACCGAAUGUAAGGAGGGGGAAGUCGAGUCACUUGAGUUGAACUGGCGGUCCUGGGACAUUGGACGCUUAGUCCCACCGCAAACUCUCAAAAAAAAGUUUACCGUCUGUCACAUACGGGGGGAGAAGACUUUAUUUAACCACAUAUAUAAAUAUAUAUAUAUAUUUUUAUGUAUAUUUAUCAAUACCAGGAUUACACAGGUAAUCACUCGCCCACUGCCAAACAGUAUAGAGACGUCUAUCAGACAUUGUGAGUCUCGGGUUGCAUUGAAUGGUGUAAUUAAUGUAAAGCAGGGUUGGCAGGGCCCCGCUAGGGUCCGCUAUUGAUUUUGUCGUGCUCGGGUCGAGGCAAUUGAGUUUUCAGACGUACAAACAAUUCUUAUUUUAAUGAAAAUAAUACUGUUGUACAGAAUCGCCUGAAAGGGAACCCAAAUGUCAUUGCUGUGUUUGUACGCUGGCGGUUCAAUGUUCUUAAUAAUAUCGAUACGAUAGUUUUCAUGGAAUGUGUAUAGAACUUGAAAUGGGGGGGGGGGGGGGGAAGAACAUUGUGUUAACACAGAUUAGUUGUUGACACAGUUUUGUGUCACUAAAUCAUGUGCAUGUUAGGGGGAUCAAACGGACCCGGAGUGCUGAUUUGAAAUCGGUGUCAAAGACAAACUUGUAAAUGUGAAGCAGAGCGACAAAGAGCAGCUACGUUGAAGGGAUUGUGUGUGCUGAGAGGCUUAGUGUGAAAUCUGUUACUCCUUUAGCAAAGGGUUCUUUCACACCUCCUACUUUCGACACAACAUUUUUUCACUUUACACCCGGGCCGCGUUUGACAACAAGCUGAUCGCUGCGAAGUGUGUCUUCCAGGUAGGAAUUGAACAUUUUAAUUCGGUACACGAUUCAUUUGAAACAAAUUCAUUUUUGCAGAUUUCAAGUUUGAUGUCAAAUCGAGGACAACAAUCAGUGUGUUAGGGGACAACUUUUUAGUUGUUUUAUUCACAAUAUUACAGAAAAAUCUUCCUUCUCAUGUUACAUAUCGUAAUGUGAAUCAUAAUGUGCACUUCCAUGUUUGUUCAUCAGGUUGGUAGAAGGAUUGUGGGCCCUUUUCUUUGGUGACAGGAAUGGAAUGUUUGGAAAAGGUGAAGAUUCAAACAAACAGAUUUUUUUAAAGCGUCCUACUGACAAGCUGUCAAUCAUUGUACAACACUGAACACAGGAACAAAUCGCCUCAAAGGUUUUUUUUAGACUAAUGUAGACCUCUCAUCUGUUUGAUUUAAACGUUGAAAUUCAUCAUGAUUCAAGAAUCAUGUACUUGAAUUAUCAUUUAUCUAAAUUUCCUUCUUCUCUUUUUUUUAAAUUUUUUUUUAGCUGUACAUCAAAUGUUUUGUGAAACAGGGAUUUCUAGUUCCGUAAACACGCCUUGCUAUGUUAAGCAUUUGAUUUGGUUGCCUUUUUUAAAACAACUCAUGAUUGCACACUGAAUACUUUUACAUACAAAAAAAACGUGUUCCACAACUGAUGCCUGUUUAAUGUGAUUGUUUGGCCUUUUGUUUCAAAUGUUAAACCAAGAGGUGUGUUCAGGCUGGUGGUUUUAGUGCUGUUUUAGAUUUUAAAUAUUUGCAUAUUGUGGGCCAGUGCUUAGGCCGUUACUACUCCAAAAUACCUUCUUUUUUUCCCCCCUCAUCAUACCCAUGAGAAUUUUUACACAGUGCCAACUUACAGCCAUUGUUUGAUUCUGUGCGCCCACCCACCUCUGCACGGUGUAACUAGUCACGCGAAAAGGAGGCUCAGUGUGGUUUUUGGCGAUCAAAUGGUGUUAAGUACAUUUGUCACUUGCCGUCCGAUUGCAAGCAAGUGUGUUUUGAAACAGGAUGAACUUGAGCGAAUCAUCACUACCCAGAGAGAGACUCUGAAUGUGUUUAAUAUUUCACUGGCUCAAUGGAAACCAUGCGAGGUUCUGUGUGGUGGUCUUCUUCAUGCACCCUCUAUAACUGCAUGUGGACUUGCAUGGGGAUUGUGCUGUAAACAAAAUAGCAUAUACGGUUGCAAGACAAACUUUGCUGUCUUUUCUUUUUGUUCCUAGUACAUAAUGUUUUCCUGAAACGUUAUUCUUGUACUGUGCCACAUAACGUAAUCCACAGAUGGUGAUGGCGAUAAUGGUGUGCUAAGAACAUCAUGAAGCAGAUAUUUAGUAGAAUAUGCAGCACAGAAAUAACCGGUAAAGGAAUACUUGAAUACUAAAUAAGCGUGGCCUAUAACAAUGGGCGGUGCAAAUAAACCUGAAUCCUAUGAGCAUCUUGCGUUAUAUGCGUACGAUUGUCUUUAAUUUAUUAUCCAAGGGAAGUAGAUGUGAAACAAAGUGUUUCUGUUCUGAAUGUUGUACGGGGAGAGAUGCGAGUAGGUGGAGGUUUAAGUGACAUUCUAUGAAUGUAUUGGUGAAGAAAAAAAUAUAUUUGUCUUUUUUUUUUUUUUGUUCUUUACAAUAAAUACAAAAUUAACAGAG
Messenger RNA from Gasterosteus aculeatus aculeatus (three-spined stickleback), 3762 nucleotides. RefSeq names its product TLC domain containing 4a (gene tlcd4a). Gene Ontology annotation, cellular component: membrane; endoplasmic reticulum. NCBI's taxonomy places the organism in Eukaryota, Metazoa, Chordata, Actinopteri, Perciformes, Gasterosteidae. Gene Ontology annotation, biological process: lipid homeostasis. The record is from RefSeq and is a predicted model, not a curated record.